This is a messenger RNA of Rubroshorea leprosula, 1563 nucleotides long. NCBI's taxonomy places the organism in Eukaryota, Viridiplantae, Streptophyta, Magnoliopsida, Malvales, Dipterocarpaceae. The record is from the annotation of a GenBank genome assembly.
CUCCGCUCGGCCCUCUCUCCCUCCUUUCUUUCCCGUCAACCCUCCACCGCCGCCAUCUCCACAGCAUCCAUUAGAUGACCACGACGAGACGGAAAAACCAACGGUAGGGUAUUUAGGCAAUACUUUUUAUGAUGGGUGUCGACUACUAUAACAUACUCAAAGUGAACCGCCAGGCGACGGAGGAGGAUCUGAAGAAGUCGUACAAGAGGCUGGCCAUGAUAUGGCACCCCGACAAGAACCCUUCCAACAAGAGACCCGAAGCUGAGGCCAAAUUCAAGCUGAUUUCAGAGGCCUACGACGUCCUCUCCGACCCUCAGAAGCGCCAGAUCUACGAUCUCUACGGCGAGGAGGCGCUCAAAUCUGGACAAUUCCCACCCUCUACAUCGUCCCCGUCUAUGGCAUCCACGUCGUCUUCGUAUCCGCGCCAUGGGCAUUACAACCAGAGGCAGCCCAACCAGUCUUUUCGGUUCAAUCCGAGAGACGCGGAUGAUAUUUUUGAGGAGCUUUUUGGAUCGGAGGCCAAUGGAGGGGGUGGAGGCGCAAGUUCGAGGGUAAAUAGAGGGUUUAGUAGGGCGAACGGUAACUAUGGUGGUGCUGGUUAUGGAGAGAUGAGGAAGGCGACUCCUGUGGAAAAUGUGUUACCAUGCAGCUUGGAGGAGCUCUUCAAAGGUACCAAGAAGAAGAUGAGGAUUUGCCGGGAAAUUUGUGAUGCUUCUGGUAUCAUAAGGACUGUGGAGGAAAUAUUAAUAAUUGAAGUAAAACCUGGUUGGAAGAAGGGCACAAAGAUUACAUUCCCUGAGAAGGGUAACCAGGAGCCUGGUAUAAUUCCAGCAGAUCUUAUCUUUGUGAUAGAGGAGAAGCCACAUGCUCUAUAUAGGAGGGAUGGUAAUGAUUUGGUGGUCAACCAGGAGUUAACACUGCUGGAAGCCCUUACAGGUAAGACCCUUGACCUGACUACCUUGGAUGGAAGGAACCUCAUGAUCCCUCUAACCGAUGUUGUCAAACCUGGGGCCGAGGUGAUAGUUCCCAAUGAAGGAAUGCCAAUCUCAAAAGAGCCUGGAAGGAAAGGUAACUUGAGGAUCAAGAUUGAUGUCAAAUACCCCUCAAGGCUAACCUCAGAACAAAAAUCUGAUCUAAAGAGAGUCUUGGGUGGAGUUUCCUGGUAGAUUUACAUGCUUCAAAAAUAGUCAAUCUUAAAUUAACAUUGGUAGAUUUUGCAUGUAAAUAGUGUGAAUGCAAUUUUGAUGCAAAGACUUGGGUGUUUUAGGGUUUUCACAUGGAGGGAUUGAGUAAUGUCCAGUCAUUUUAUCUUCCUUUUUGGAUCUUAACUAGAAGGAAUAGGCUUUUGUUCUUCUCCCUAUUCGUUAGCCAUGCAGGGAACUCAGAGUUCUAUUAUUACUUUUUGUUUAUACAUCUAUUUUAUUUUUUUCCCUGAACUUUUGAGUUUUGCCAUGUCAGAUAGACAUGGUAUUAGUCCUUGGAUUUGCAAUCAUUGCAAAGUGAUUAUGUUACAAAUUUACUGUAAAUUGAAGUUGGAGUUGCUAGCUCUAUUAAUAUUCUGUC